Molecule: messenger RNA, 769 nt
Organism: Rhea pennata
Lineage: Eukaryota; Metazoa; Chordata; Aves; Rheiformes; Rheidae
Gene: MORN4
Product: MORN repeat containing 4
Exons: 5
Coding region: 31-618 (195 amino acids)
Biological process (GO): response to axon injury
Cellular component (GO): cell projection
Source: RefSeq, a predicted model, not a curated record
AUAGAGACAGCCAACGGCGUGCGGGGAUGGAUGCUGGCGGCGCUGCACCGCCCGACGGGGCGGGGGCCUGGCAGGGAGGCGGCUGCGCCGCCGCCCCUCGGCGGGAUCCCAGUGGGGAGCGGUGCGGGCGGCGAGCGCGGAGCCAGCCCUUGCCCUGCGCUGGCCCACGCCGUCGCCAUGACCCUCACCAAAGGCUCCUUCACCUACUCCAGCGGGGAGGAGUACCGCGGCGAGUGGAAGGAAGGUCGCAGGCACGGCGUCGGCCAGCUGACGUUUGCGGACGGCACCGCUUACGUGGGGCACUUCGAGAACGGGCUCUUCCACGGCUGCGGCGUGCUCACCUUCUCCGACGGCUCCAGGUACGAGGGGGAGUUUGUGCAGGGCAAGUUCAGCGGCGUCGGCGUCUUCACCCGCUACGACAACAUGACCUUCGAGGGCGAGUUCAAAGGCGGGCGCGUGUACGGCUUCGGUCUCCUGACGUUCCCGGACGGCUCGCACGGCGUCCCCCGCAACGAGGGCUUCUUCGAGAACAACAAGCUGCUGCGGCGCGAGAAGUGCCCGGCCGUGAUCCAGAGGGCCCAGAGCGCCUCCAAGUCCGCGCACAACCUCACGGCCUGACGGCGCCGCCGGCUCCGCGCUUGCCGGGGCCGCCGAGGUGCCUUCCGCCGGCGACGGCAGCGCCGGCAUCCCCCACGCUGGGCGCCGCGCCGCCUGGGCUCGGGGAUGGGGACGGGGCGGCCGGGCGCCUCGGCCGCGGGGCGGCGGGCAG